CUUUCAAUCAUCUGGCUAAAUGGAAAGUAAAUUUUAUCUUUUUUUGCUCCACUUUUUCAUUGAUUUGAUUUUUUUUGUACAUAUUAUCGUUGAAUCAUUGUCCGUUUGAAAUUGUGCUUGGAUAGUUGGAGUGUAUCAUCAACUACCUCCAGUGGAUAACUGAAAACAUCUUUAACUAACAGUAUCAACCAUCACACUUUUCCUUUAUCCUCUUCCUCCUCCUCAUCAUUUUUUUGCCUAAAAAUGUAUGCUAAAAUUAACAACAUCAAAAUCAUCUUUUUAGUGGGAUGUUCCAUAGGAGUUUUUAUUGGUCUCUGGAAGACCCUUUUAGCCCUGUUGACAAUUUAUAUUGUCAGCGGUGGUUGGACUUUUCUUAGAAUUAUUGUACGUACAGCUUCUCGUGAUUUGAAAAGCCUUUACCGUUUAGUCAAAACCAAAGUUUCGUUGUACCUAAUGAAGAAACGCAAUGCCACCAUACCUCAGCUAUUUCUUCAAACUGUCAAAAAACAUCCUAACCGAGCUGCAAUCCUUUUUGAAGAUCAAGUGUGGACCUUUAAAGAUCUUGAUGAUUAUUCAAAUAAGGUAGCAAAUGCUUUUCUCGGCCUAGGUUAUCAACCUGGCCAAGAGGUUGCCCUUUUCAUGGAUUCACGUCCAGAAUUUAUAGCCCUUUGGUUGGGUCUUUCAAAAGCUGGAAUAAUUACAGCUCUCAUUAAUGCCAAUCUUCGUUUGGCCACAUUAGUCCAUUCAAUAACUGUUGUUAAAUGUAGAGCUGUCAUUUUUUCAAGUGAACUUUCUAAAGCAAUCGAAGAAAUAGCUCCAACCUUGGAUAAGAAACAAGAAGGAAUGCAAUAUUUAUGCCUAGGAAAAUGCGACUCCAAUAUCAUUUCAGCUAAACCACUGCAUAAUUUGAUUGAUGAAAGUUCGUCCUCACUUCCAUCGACCGUGUGGAAAGGCAACGUUAAUGAUCGUUUGUUUUAUAUUUACACAUCGGGUACUACAGGACUACCCAAAGCUGCUAUCAUCAAACAUAAUCGUUACUAUUGGAUGGGUGCUGCUCUCCGAAAUUUGAUUGGAUUCCGUCCAAAUGAAGUUAUCUACAAUUGUCUUCCUCUUUAUCAUUUAGCUGGCGGUUCAUUAGGAACGUGUCAAUGUUUAAUUUUUGGUGAUACCAUUGCCCUUCGAGCAAAAUUUUCCGCUUCAAAGUUUUGGACUGAUUGUAUCAAAUAUAACUGCACGGCUGCCCAAUAUAUUGGUGAAAUAUGUCGAUAUCUAUUAGCUCAAAACCCUAAACCAACUGAUACUCAGCAUAAAGUUACUUUAAUGUUUGGCAAUGGUUUAAGGCCUAAAAUUUGGUCCCAAUUUGCCAAUCGAUUCAACAUUACUCGAAUCGGUGAAUUUUAUGGUUCAACUGAGGGCAAUGCCAAUGUCAUUAAUGUUGACAAUCAAGAAGGCUCAUGUGGCUUUAUUUCACGCAUAUUACCCAGUGUCUAUCCAGUGGCAUUGAUUAAAAUUGAUGAAAACACUAAUGAACCUGUUCGAGAUGCAAAUGGAAUGUGUGUUCUCUGUCAAGGUGGUGAAUGCGGUGAAUUUGUUGGUAAAAUCAUUGAAUCGGAUCCCUCACGAGCAUUUGACGGCUAUGUUGACUCUGAAGCAUCUAAAAAGAAAAUUGUUCGAGACGUUUUUCGUAAAGGUGAUUCAGCCUUUCUUUCAGGCGACCUUCUUUACAUGGAUACCUACGGUUAUCUGUAUUUUAAAGAUCGUACCGGUGAUACUUUCCGUUGGAAAGGUGAAAAUGUUUCAACCAGUGAGGUAGAAGCAGUUAUUAGUAAUAUUUUGGAAUUGGUUGACUGUGUUGUUUUUGGUGUUGAUAUUCCUGGUUGUGAAGGUAAAGCUGGAAUGGUAGCCAUUUUGGAGACUGAGAAAGGCCUUGAUUUAGAUAAUUUCUUACACAAAAUGCACAAAGUGUUGCCCUCUUUUUCAAUACCGGUGAUAGUUCGUAUUGUUUCACAAAUGGAAACUACAGGAACAUUUAAAUUGACCAAGACCAAAUUUUGCAGUGAAGGAUAUAAUCCACAAGUUGUUAAAGAUCCGUUGUAUGUUUUGGAUUUCUCGAAAGACAAAUAUAUAAGGAUUGAUGAAAAUGUUUAUAAUGAUAUAUUAACAUCAAAAUUAAGAAUUUGAGAGAACUUUUAUUUUCUUCAAGAAAAUCGCAACAAACGGCAAAGCACGAUAUAUUCAAAAGUUAUCAUAAUCAAAAAGAGGAACACGAGAUCAGGAUAAAAUUUACCAAGUUAGGAAAAUGUACAAGCAACGAACAAGCCAAAAAGAAAAUACUUUCCAAACCAAAGGCUUCAUGUGGGAUAAACAGAUGAAAAUGCUUCUUCAUUUAUUACUUUUUUCUUCUCCUUCUUGUUGUCAAAAGUCAUCUCCAUUUCAUCAAGAAUAAGGACUUUGAAAAUUAUAAGAUUGUUAUAAGAUGAUUAAUUUUCACGACCUCAAGUGUUUUCUACAAUAUUACCGAGCUAUGCUUCCCAUCAUCAUCCAUUAUUUCUAUAUUUAAUAUCAUCAGUCAUCUUCGCUGUUUUCUGAAUUCUACUUUUUUUUAACAAAAAUCAUCUUACGGCAAACUGACAUGUCCAUAAGUCUUUGCUCGCUCGUCUUUUUCGCUGUCUGUGAUAGAGUAAUCAACUAUUUUACCAAUUUGAUGAUUUAAAGCAACCAAAAGGAAGAAAAAGUCCAAGCAAAAAUUGUUUUCACCACUUGGACCCCAAAAGAAAUCUGGAGAUGGAUUUAAAGCAACUUAGAGAGAAACAUUUAUGGAAAAGAAUGUGUAUUUUGUUACAAUCAAUCAAAAAUGGGCACAAAUGGAUAUCACCUAGUUUAUCCUUUGAUUGACUAGUGAUAUUUGUGAGUGUAGAUAACUGCGUGGUCCAUGUUCCUGGAAGUAAAAAAAAGAUAUGAAUAUAUAUAUUCAAAAUAUAUAUAUUUAUGAAUUAUAAAUAGUAUAAAUAAUAGAUGUCAGAUUUUUAAAGAAAGAUUUUCAGCUCAUAUUGGAUACAUUAAGUGGACUAAUGAAUUGUGAAUAGAGAAAAUCUAGUGUUUUUUUUCAUUGUAAAAUCCAUUUCAAACUACAAUUGAAACUAAUGCCAGAGUUUUUAUUAUAAGAUUGACAACUUAACAUGUUUUUAUUACCAAUAAUUGAGUAAGAAUCUCACCAAUGAAGAUUUAAAAUGAACUUAAAAAAAUAGUCUUCAUUUCUUACUUAAUUAGAUUUUUAACUUCACAAAAUAGUUUCAGUUUUUAUUUGAAAUGGAUUCAAAUUUAUCCUUUGUCUUAUUUUAAUCACAGAUUUUAUCUAUCUUAAUUUAUUUGAUUCUUGUCAAAUUGUUAAUAUAUAUGUCGAUAUGGAGUUUAAUUUGAUUUGAAAUGGUGAGAAAUGCACUGUAAAAAGUAAUAAGGAAAAGUAUAUCAUUCAGACAAAGCCUACAAUGAUUGUGAUGCCGAUGAUGGUGAUGAUGUUCAAAUUGAGGAAACAAAAAAUAGAUACAAACAAGGUUUAUUACUAAAUGGUUGUUAAAUAUUUCAUCCAGUGCCGUCAUUGUAAUCAUUUGAUCAUCACUUUCGUCAUCCAAUAUCCCAAUAUUGUAAAUGCUUUUCAUUGUUAUUAUUAUUUCAUCUUUACUUCAUAAAACUUACCAAGCGAAAUAUUGUUCAACCUAUCUUCAGAACUUUUGUUUAUUUAUAAUGCAAUUGUAAUUCCAGUUUCAGGUUUAUUGUCAUUUAUAUUGUACUAUUAUUAUCAUCAUUAUCAUUAUUAUUACAAUUAUUUCAAUCUGAA
Tetranychus urticae (two-spotted spider mite) is the source of this 3838-nucleotide messenger RNA. RefSeq names its product long-chain fatty acid transport protein 4. The record is from RefSeq and is a predicted model, not a curated record. Gene Ontology annotation, biological process: long-chain fatty acid metabolic process; long-chain fatty acid import into cell. NCBI's taxonomy places the organism in Eukaryota, Metazoa, Arthropoda, Arachnida, Trombidiformes, Tetranychidae. Gene Ontology annotation, cellular component: plasma membrane; endoplasmic reticulum membrane. Gene Ontology annotation, molecular function: long-chain fatty acid-CoA ligase activity; long-chain fatty acid transmembrane transporter activity.